This is a messenger RNA of Ostrea edulis (European flat oyster), 1233 nucleotides long. RefSeq lists its product as uncharacterized. The transcript has 2 exons. Bases 264 to 1124 code for a protein of 286 amino acids. The record is from RefSeq and is a predicted model, not a curated record. Lineage: Eukaryota; Metazoa; Mollusca; Bivalvia; Ostreida; Ostreidae.
UACGUCAGUGAAUUGAUUGUAAAGCAUUAUAAAACUCCAGAGAAAUCAGUUAGGACGAGUUAAAGGUGAGCUGGAUAUGGCAGUUGUAAAGCAUUAUAAAACUUGAUACGAAUUAAAGGUGAGCUGGAUAUGACAGUUGUAAAGCAUUAUAAAACUUCAGAGAAAUCAGGGAGGACACGUUAAAGGGUAUGCAGCAUUAGCUGUAAUCACGCGUGGCUUUGAUUCUUUGUUUUAGACGCUUUUGCUUCUUUGGGAAUUUUGAUAUGGACGUUUACAGUGACCUGGAUAAGAAAUUAACGACUUGUACCAGUUUAUUUCAAACACCGCUUGUUGUUGCUACGUUACAAACAGGAAGUGAUGUUCCCAGAAGGCUGGCGUGUUUUGGUUCCUCGGAGGCAUGGAUCAGUGACAUUGAUGACAUCAUAGAGGGCUGUAGCCUUAAAACAGAAUUCCCGGUCACAAAUAUUCUCAGAACUAAAUCUGGUCGCCGUCCAACAGAUCUUGGGGUUGAUCCCAAAGGUUCGUUGGUCUACUCCGAUCACUUUCGAAGAAAAAUAUAUAAAUGGAAAAACAAGCAAUUUAAAAAAGUGAUAGGUUUCCGGAAAUGGCGGCCUUCGGGGAUAUGCUAUACAUCAACAGGUGAUUUGUUAAUAGGAAUGUCAAACAAGGACUACACCGAGAAAAAGAUAAGGCGGUACAAUCGAGGAACAAUUCGUCAAGAAAUUCAGUUCGACGGUAACGGAAAUCCCUUCUUCAAGUCGGGAGAUCUGGCGAUUUUUGUGGAAGAAAAUAAAAACCAUGAUAUAUGUGUAUCUGACUGCCAAGCCAAUCUUGUCUUAGUUCUGAACAGAUCGGGGUGUUUUCGAUUUAAAUACUCUGGAAGUCACGUGGCGGCCGAAUUCAAUCCAGGAUGUCUUGCGACCGAUUCUUUCUGUAACAUUUUGGUGACGGACACAGGGAACGAUAUGAUUCACGUGCUGGACCUCAAUGGUCAGCUGUUGAAAUUUGUGGACAGUACUUGUGGGGUGACUGGAUUUAACGGAAUUGCAGUAGACUGUGAAGAUCGUGUAUGGGUCAUUGAAUGUCACACAGCUAAAAUCAAAGUUAUCAAUUACCUGGUGUAAAUAAUCAUCUUAUAACGGUUCAUUCAUUCAUUACCAGAGAAAACUAAGUAUGUUUACAAGAACUAAAACAUGUACCUCUCUUCCUCCUUAAUAAACAUCAGUUACAACA